UCACACGCCUCACCAGCAUUUCACUCUACACCUUACUCAAUACCCUAUCCCCACUUAACGUCAUACCUGAUACUAUUUAGUAUCGCGCACCUCUUGACGCCUGCAUCCUUAGAAGCCGCGCAUAGAGACUGCUAAUCGUUUACUUUCCCCUUACCAUCACACUAUCAUUAUUUUCCGCACCAGUGUCCACGCGAUUUGCAGACGCGACACACAAUGCCUCCGAGGAGAAGACUCGCCGCGGCGCCACCGGGCACCAAACCGUUGAGCAAAAGGUCUUCUGCGACUAGGGGAGCCCCUACUAGGGGCAAGAAAGGUCGCGAUGCAGUGGCGCAAAAUGUCAACAACAAAAGUGAUGAUGGCGAAAGAGAUGAGGAGCAAGAGCAACAGCAAGAGCAACAGCAAGAACAACAGCAAGAGCAAGAGCAGAAUGAAGAUAAGGAGCAAGAGCAGGAUGUGAACGAAGAACAAGAGCAGAAUGACGAUGAUCAUGACGAGGGAAAGGAAAAGACGAAGAAGCAGGCUGAACCUCUCCGACGUGGACCAAAGAGAGGUACUGGUCGCGCCGCCCGUAUUACUAAACCCACUGCAGCCCCAGCUCAAAAACGAAUUGCUUCGGCAGGAAAGAGUGGUUCUGGAAAGACCAACGCGACUGCAAAGGCUCGUUCUAAGCAGCUUGACCUGGAUCGCGAGGCUACUCGUCAACGCGACCAAUCUACCGCCGAGUCGAGUGGAUCGCGUGCUUCUAAACGCAAGAGAGAAGAAGUCGAAGAUGAAGAUGAAGACGAAGAGGAAGAAGAAGAGCUCGAAGAAGCGCCCAAGCAAAAGAAGCCUCGCGGUGGUCGAUCUGCGCCCAAGAAGAAGAUCAAGGUCCAAGCCGAAGAACCCAAGCCAGUGCCUACAUCAGCGAAGUCUCGCGAUACUAACCUAAAGGCCGCAAGUGCCCCCAAGACUGCCCCCAAGAAGCCCGCGCCGCGACCGCGUACGAGAGGGCCUGGUGCAAGAGGAGCGCCUUUUAAUGAGGUGCCUACUAAACAGCUUGAUGUUUUUGUCUUUGGCGAAGGAUCAUCGGGCGAACUUGGUCUCGGUAGUAAGAAACAUGAUGGGAAAAAACCUAUCGAUGUAAAGCGACCUCGACUUAACCACAACCUCAAGGGCGUUGUCGCUCUAGCUUGUGGAGGUAUGCAUUGUAUUGCCCUGACUCAUGAUCAGACUAUCCUCACAUGGGGUGUCAACGAUGAUAAAGCGCUCGGUCGCGAUACUUUCUGGGAAGGCGGUACUCGCGACGUUGACGACGAGGAUGACUCAGAAGAUGAGGAUGACACCGGCGUUAAUCCUAGAGAAAGCACUCCUGGACAGGUUGAUCUCAGUGUGUUACCUGAAGGCACCAAAAUUGCCCAGGUUGCGGCUAGCGACUCUGCCUCUUUCAUUCUCACAGACGACGGCUGGGUCUACGGCUGGGGCACUUUUAGAGGUUCUGAUGGUAUCAUCGGAUUCAGCGAACACGCGCGAAUCCAAGAAACACCUGCGCUCAUCCCUGAAUUGAAGAACAUCACUAAACUAGCUUGUGGUUCGAAUCACGUCUUGGCUUUGGACUUGUCCGGCAAAGUGUUCACCUGGGGUAGUGGAGGCCAGUUCCAGCUUGGCAGGAAACCGAUCUCUCGUCUCGCAGGUCCGAGCGUUGGACUUACUCCGCAGCCAUGCGGAAGAUUCACUAAGAAACAUCGUGCCGUCAGCGUGGGCGCUGGUUCGUAUCACAGUUUUUACAUCGACAGUGACGAUCAGGUGUGGGCCUGGGGCCUGAACAACUACUCACAGACCGGCCUUAGCGAAAAUACCGGCGAAGACGAUGCCAUGGUUCUCCAGCCUCAAGUUGUUACAUCACUUCAGGACCAUAAGGUCAGCCAGGUCGUGGGCGGGGAACACCAUUCGGUUGCUUGUACGACUGAAGGAAAGCUGCUCACGUGGGGCCGUGUGGAUGGCCACCAAGUCGGACACCCGUCCAGUCUAUUCAACCGUCAAAACUCCGUUUACGAUGAUAACAAGAAGCCUCGAAUUCUCUUGGAGCCUACCGCCGCUAAUGGAAUUAAAGCUACCUUUGUUGCUGCUGGUACGGAUACCAGUUUCGCCAUAGAUGAGGCAGGCAAGGUUUACUCAUGGGGUUUCUCAGCGAACUACCAAGCUGGCCAAGGAACCACCGACGACAUUGAAGUUCCGACGGCGAUCGAAAACACCGCCAUUCGUGAUCGACGAAUUGUAUGGGCCGGUGCUGGCGGUCAGUACUCGGUUAUCGCGGCUGAAGCUGAGGACGAUGAAGUUAAGGACAAGGAAGUUGAGGACAAGGAAGUUGAGGACAAUGUGCCCAACGGUGAUUAAAGAGCCAUUUUCAGUUAGAUCAGAUUCAUGACAUGGUGUUUAGGAGCGACGGCAUACGAGGGUGGGAUGCUGCAUCAUUAUAUAUCCUUCGCGUGUUAUAUUCAUUGGACUCAAGUGGGUUCGGGUCUGGUUUUUGAUUUUGGCUGGUUGCUAGGCAUGACUAUAAUUCAUGAGGUUUCAUCAGGAUGAUGCACAUAGCAGUGGACAUAUGAGCAGUUAGGCAGGCCUGUCACUAUCAUGCUACGAAACAAAACCUCGUUGCAUUUCUUGUACUUAUGAACAAUAGCAGCGUCGGGACUUCUACGACUCUUGUACAAUACCAAUAGUGCCUCGGACAAUGAUUAGAAUAGCGAGUUUAACUUGUGAAUUCGGAUAAGGAAUUAGAUGUAAGAAAACUCGUCACACUUUGAAAUAUACCUAAUAUACAACUUCGCGAUUACGACG
Messenger RNA from Daldinia vernicosa, 2817 nucleotides. RefSeq names its product RCC1/BLIP-II. Gene Ontology annotation, cellular component: cytoplasm. NCBI's taxonomy places the organism in Eukaryota, Fungi, Ascomycota, Sordariomycetes, Xylariales, Hypoxylaceae. The transcript is spliced from 2 exons. The record is from RefSeq and is a predicted model, not a curated record. Gene Ontology annotation, molecular function: guanyl-nucleotide exchange factor activity. Bases 214 to 2373 code for a protein of 719 amino acids.